CGGACGUGAAACGCGCUUGUUCGCUUUUUCGUGAUUUCGCCCCUUGGCACGGUAAAUAACGCUUGAAAAGCUGGCUAAGUUGUUGAUUUCGCGGCCGGAGUCUUGUACAUACGUACACAUUUUAUUUUGCGUACUACGCACCGGGUUUAAAGUUGUAUUACACUGGAACCGUGUGGAAAAAUUGCACCUGUGCAGUGGAAAAUUGUGAAUUCAGUCGCGGUCUAAUUACUGUGUGUGUGUGUGGGUGAGAGGGAGUCUGCUUGCGUGUGUGAGUGUGUAAGUUGGUGUAGGUGCCGUUUUAUUUUCGAUUCGAUUUUGACGGGAAGUGUAAACGGAAAAGUGAAUAAUACUCACCAAGUUAAGUUGUUGCACUUACGACACAGAAAAAUUGCUUUUCUCGCUCACAAAUACCAGUUUAAGCAACUACCACAACUAAUACAACAACAACUGCCAUAAACGGCCAACAGCUAAACCAAAAGAAAAAGCAAAAGCAACUGCAACAACAACAGUUCUAACAACAGUACACAAACAAACACGUUUUCCGUUUUAUUAUUCUGCCUCGCGUUUGCUUGUGUGAGUGGGUGAUGCUGUGUGUGUGUGUGUACGUGUUGCUCGUCCGAGUAUAGAAAUUUCUAAUGAUUUUUGGUUGUGUUCCCGAAAGGCAGCUCCAACAACAACAUCAGCACUGGACUCCACAGUGCCUGUUUCAUUUCGCAUAAUUUGCAUGUUUCGUUUAAUUUUCGGCUGAAGGACAACGGCAGCCGCAGUUUAUCCACAUAAAAUAAUAUUCAGAGGCAACUAAAAGCAAAACGAUCCGAAUUCGGCUGGCUUGAUGCGAUCGUUAAAAAUUCGAUUAAGAGAAGCCUAACUGCUUUGUAUGAUCCCAACGACUAACACUUCGACCAAUACCGCACUCAGUCAAGGAGUUUCAAAAGAUUUUCUUCUUAACAGUGACAAUAACUAAAUCAGACCAAAUCGGUGUAUCUUUGUUUUGCAGCUGAUGAAAUUGGACACCUCAAGAGACCCCGCCCGAUGUCCGUGGGUGGUGGCGCAUCGCUUUUGAACAGAGUUCGGAGACAUGUUGAGCCAUUGACCAGAGGCCAAGAAACCCGCGUAGGAGUGAGCUGCCAUGUGAGCAGAGCUCAGUCGACACAGAAAACAUUCAACGCAAACCAAACUACAGAAAAGGGCAGACGAGAGUGGUCCAGGGACAGGUUGCAGUAACAAUAAGCUCCAAAUGGAGGCCACUGAUCAGGAUGUCAUGCUGGAUGGCAGCGAAGACCUCAUGUCCACAUCGGCCUCGUCCAUCAAUGGCGGCGGGGACUCAAAUGGCUGCGGCAAAAAACUGACCGUAACCUCGCCCGAUCCCACGUCGUACGUGACCAAGCAGCGAGUGACGCGACCCACGCCUCCUGCUCCUUCUAAGAAUCCGAUGCAGUUCGUCCAGAUCAAGCCCUGCAACCUAUACCAGACCGCGCAGGAGCAGCUGAAGAAGGCCGAGGAGGUCAAGAAGCUGAAGGAGGUGAAGAAGGAGGAGCCCGAGGAGUGGCAGAACAACCUUGACAAUUGGAAGUCAUCAAGGCGAAAACGUGUCGAACACAUCAUCGAUCGUGCGGUGGAGACGAAGAAGCUCGAGCUGGAGGAGCAUGAUCGCAUGCGGCGGAAAUCGAAGACAUUCACCGAAAUGAUGGAGGAGAGGGCUGAAAGAGGCGGACCUCGGGGGCGCGCCAAACUGGCUUCCCUGGCCGUUUACAACGAGGAUGAGACGAACGAUCUGAGUGACCUGGGGAUCGGGACGAGCAGUGCCAGCGGAAAGAGCAGUCUGUCCGAGGACUACGACAAUAAUAGUGUUAUGAGUGACCACGCUGGCGAGCUGGACAAGGCGAUUGGAGCAGCUAGCUCUGGUACAUCUGGAGGAGCCUCCCUAAAUGUCGACGAGCAGCAGAAUCAUAUCAACCGCAACGGCAGUAAUGGAAGCCACGGAAACGGAAUGGCCAUCGGCCAGGCGGGCAUAUCUAAUACCUCUAAGGCAGCAGGAAGAGAAUACAUUUCAUCGCCAGGAUACGACACCUCGUCCAGCACAGCACCAGCUAGUUCGCCAGAUCCGUGUGAAUACACCUACGAGGGAGCCAUCCAGGACUACAAGCAGAGGGUCCAACGGGCCAGCAGCAAUGGCAAUGGAAACGCCAAUGGCAAGGUGGUUGGAGAGCCAAUUUCUUAUCCCACCAGGCGUGGAUCCAAGAUCGAGGAUCGCCUGAGCGGCUUUGAGGUGACCUCGCCCAGCGAUACGCAAGAGGGUGUGGAUAAACAGAAGGUGGACGUGCCCAAGGUGGAUAUCUCCAAGCGCAAGGAGAUCUUCGAGCAGGCCAAGGUGGAAGUGUCCAAUGGAGCUGCCCCCGCUGCACCAAAACUGGUGCUCCGUGAUCGCCUAACCAAUGGCAAUGCAGCUCCCGUGGCACCCAAAUCGGAUGUGAGGCGUCUGUCCGGCGACAUCUCCAGCAUUCGAGACCGCAUGCAGAGCCUGGAGCAGCAACGCAAGGCCUUCAAUUCCAGCAAGAGUGUGGAUGUGCCAGUGCCUCCGCUCAAGCAGCGUUUGAACAGCUUGCAGCAGUCCGUUACCAAAGAGGAGCAGAAGAAGCCACCAUUGGUGGCUCUUAUCGAUGCCAGGCAACUGGAGAUCAUGCGAGGCGAAGAGGAACGAAUGCGCCAGCAACAGCAGCUCCAGCAGCAACAGAAGGAGAAGCAUAGCCCACAAAAAACGACCACUGUGCUCACAUCUCCGCCAGCCCUGAUUAUAGAGGAACCCCCGGUGGGAGCCACCAACGAUGACAGCGGCAUUCAGGAGGACACCACCGACGAACUGCAGCAACAGCAGCAACAACUCAACGCAGCCAUCGCCGCCUUGGCCCUCGAGGAGCGCCAGUUGGAGGAAGCGGCCAACGCGGUCAAUCAAAUCGAGGCGGAAUUCGAUGAGCUGACCGAUCUGAAUCCCUCGCCAUUACCACCAUCGCCGGCUCAUCCAUCGGCUCAACCAACCAUCCAACCAUCGGCAGCCGCUCCAGCUCCAGCACAAGCGGCCAACCACGCGGCUGCUCCUCCAUUGCGGGACAUGGAAUUUAGUAUCAACGAAGCUCUUGAAUUGGCGCUGCAAGCUAUCGAUCGCGAAGCGACAACCAAGCCAAUGGACAAGGCACAACAUCCACAGAAGCAGGAGGAGAGGGAGCAGCCGAAGGAGGAGGAGCAGCAGGAGGAGUUGGGGGAUCAGCCAGAGGAGGAGGAGCCAUCUCGGGCGAAGGAGCAGCAGGAGGAGGAGUCCAACGAGCAGGGGGAAGCACGCCCCGAGGGCGGGGAAAUGCCAAAUAAAACCGAUGAGCAGAAGCAGGGGGAACGAGAGCCCAUCUAUGAGAAUGUCAGCUCGACUAUAUCUAUGCAUGAAGUAGAUAAUGAACAGAUAGCAACGAUGACGAUAACCACACAGACCCAAGCGACGCGGAGGAGUCACAGGAGAAGCAUUCCAAAUAAGCAAACUAGCAACAAUAACGAGAAUAAUCAAAGCCCUAAUCAAAUCAACAGCAGCAGCAAUCAAAGGGAACACAGCACAGCGGCAACAUCAGCAGCAUCAGCAGCAACCAUCGUGCCACCAACCACACCGGCGGAUCCAGAGCCCUACUACCAAGUGCCGAAGGCCACGGAGCCCUACUACGACGCCCCGAAGCAUUUAAGACCAGUGCCAGUCUACGAGAACAUCGAGAUCUUCUACUCGGGCCUGGAGAUCAGUCAGGGAUCAGUAGGAGCUCCGAUGGGUCUGAUGGAGCCACCGAAAGAGAAGCCACCACCACCGCCCACCGAAAGUCCGCCGCCGAUUCCGGUGGGUCAGGACCAUGACGACGAGCUCGAUGGCUUGGGCAGCAGUCUGGGACACAACACCGAUACCUGGUCAUCGGACAACACCUACGAGACCAUAUCGAAUGGCACUCGCCGGCACCUUCAGGGACAAAUGGAACCCGCCCAGCCAUCGCCACCCAUCAAGCGGAUGAACUCGACCAAGCGGAUCAAGAAGGAGUUGCGCAACAAACGCUCCAGUUUCCUAGGCAUCGAAACCGACGGGGAUCUCGACGACAUGGAGACCUACCUGGAACUCACUGUUGCACCCCCGCCGGAUAUGGCGCAACUCUUGCAGGAGGAGAGGCGACUGGAGAAGCAGCUGUACAUUAAGGCGGGACUCUGCGACAGUUCCGACACAGGUGAGAGCCGCGACUCUGGAGUUUCUGAGAACCAUUCUCGCCAGAGUAGUGAGCACUACACGAACUCCUCGGAGGAGAACGACACGCAGUCGGAAGCGACGCCCCCACCACUGCCACCACCCCCAUCGACCACCCAGCUGGGUGAAGUUAUCUACCAAAACGAAAGCCUUCUAGCUGCCCAGACGCCUCUUCUCCAGACGGUCAAGGGGAACUCGGCCGAGUCCUGGACCGAGUCAGCGACGGCGGCAGCUGCCGCAACCCAAUCGCUGAGUGAAGCCACUGCGACGGCUAAUGCCAAGAUGCAGUCCAUUGAGGAUAAGAUCCGGGAGCAGGGCGAGGUGUUGCGGGUGGAGCGGGAGCUACUGCACUUUUCGCAGGAGGAACUGAAGCGACAGCGUGAGAACCUUCUGCUCCGUGAGAAUCUGGCGCGACGCGAGUUGCAGCACGGAGCGAAAAUGCUGAUGUCAAACAAUCGGCGAUCGCUGCAGGAUCUGCACCACGGCAUGGGCAUCGGCAACGGAAUGCUGAGUGCCUUCCAACCGCCACAGCACCACCAGGCGCCGAUGCCUCCACCACACCCACAGCAGAUCUACGCCAAUGUGCCGCAGCAGCAGCAACAAGCAGCGUUGUAUGCUUACCAUCAAAUGGACACGGACUACAGGAAGUCCAUGUCGGACAUAAACGAGUUCUCCAACCGCCUUAUGUUGCCGCCAACACCACCCACGAAGCCACUAAGGGCUAUGCAAAUAGCCGCCAAUGGCCAUGGCCUGGAGCCAGAUUACGCAGUUAGCACGAGGCAGCGGCAGCCGACGGUUUCGUACGGCGGAUCUCUGGUGAAGAUCGCUGGGGCACCAAUGGCCCCGCGGAUCUCCGGUCCAGGAUAUCCUGUUCAAGCGUCGGCAGCGGCUGCCUACCAUCACCAGUCGGCCCAAAACCUGAGCAAUAUGUCCAGGAACACGUUGCUCGCCUUAAGUGCCACACCAAAACCCAAAUACACCGACGGCUGGGUGCAGGUGCAGCAGCGGAAAAGCUACGACAGUCACCAGACCAACGAUCCGGCUUGGCUGUCCGCUCAACAGCAGAAGCGCAAAUCCAUGCCGGACUACGGCGGAGCCCUCUACAACAACAACCACUGGUUGCUCCAGGAGGCCGAGCAGCGACGCAUCGAGCAACUCAAUCGACGGUCGAUGCCAGCCAACAAUCCGAAGGGCAAACCACUGCCCGACUCCAUUAUCCAGACACUGACGGAGCGGGUCCAGAGCAAAGGCAUCGGCGAACGAAAGCGCUUCGAUGGCAACGGCAACUCUAAUGGCUACCAGCAGCAACCGCAGCAGCCAUUGCAGAAGACCAACAUCAACGGCAGCAGCAGCCAGGAGAAGGUGCUCAGCGUCAGUGGCAAGAAGAAGUGCUCCCAUUGCGGCGACGAAUUAGGUCGCGGCGCCGCCAUGAUCAUCGAAUCGCUGCUGCUUUUCUACCACAUCAACUGCUUCAAGUGCUGCGUCUGCCAUGUCCAGCUGGGAGAUGGCCUCAAUGGAACCGAUGUCCGGGUGCGGAACCACAAGCUGCAUUGCCAGAACUGCUACUCCAGCGACGACGGCAUCAAGUUCAGCUGCGUCUAACUGAGUCUUGGAACUUGCCAAGGAAACGGAAGUCAAUUCGAUGAUGGAUUUCGGGGUUGUUGUUGUUCUCGUUGCUAUUGCAACAUUGAUUGUUGUUGUUGUACUAGUAAUACAUAGAUACUAACUACUGACGUAA
This is a messenger RNA of Drosophila eugracilis, 5999 nucleotides long. RefSeq lists its product as uncharacterized. The record is from RefSeq and is a predicted model, not a curated record. Gene Ontology annotation, biological process: regulation of focal adhesion assembly; positive regulation of stress fiber assembly. Gene Ontology annotation, cellular component: stress fiber. Gene Ontology annotation, molecular function: myosin II head/neck binding. Bases 1238 to 5863 code for a protein of 1541 amino acids. The transcript has 14 exons. NCBI's taxonomy places the organism in Eukaryota, Metazoa, Arthropoda, Insecta, Diptera, Drosophilidae.